Messenger RNA from Bursaphelenchus okinawaensis, 4065 nucleotides. The record is from the annotation of a GenBank genome assembly. Lineage: Eukaryota; Metazoa; Nematoda; Chromadorea; Rhabditida; Aphelenchoididae.
AUGGCCAACGAGCCUUGUGUAGCUACUUUUUUGUUGGAAAACCAACAGAAUUGGGAUUCGCGCUAUUUCGAGACUGGUCGACCCACGGCCAAUCGACCGCCCUUUCCUGAUUCUCAGUUCUUUGCUAUUGAUACUGGUAGGCUUUUAAUUAGGUUGUUCAAAUAAUUCUGUGCUCUCUAACUGGUUUGGGGCCUACCAGGUUUAUAUAUAAAUGAUAUGUGUUAUAAUUGUUAUAUUAGGUUGUUAAAAUAAUUCUGUGCUCUCUAUCCUCGAAAAUUUGCUUGGAGAGGGGGCACAGAACUAUUUGAACAAGCCAUUACUUUGAAACUUUUUUACUUUGACAAAAUUUCAAAAUAUAAUUUAAAUUUGUUUCAGGUAACCCCCAUCCCAAGUAUGUCAGAUCCUCUAUGUAUCGUAUCCCUCGCUGUGGCCGUUCCUUCAAAGACCUGAACUAUCCUUUAUCAAUGAUGGUGACUCCAUUUCCAGUACUAAACCAACAAGAAAUGACAAUAGAAGCCAUGCUUCAACAGCCAGACAACCCACCGUGCUGUUCUCAAUGUUCGGCCGCGAUGAAUGGCUAUAACUUGUUCGAACCCAGUGGAUUACACUUUGAAUGUUGCUUUUGUGGGUAGGUACAUCUAUUUAUAGUGUUAUGUAAGCAAAACUUUAUCAUGUUUUGUUCCUUUCCAGUUUUAAAAACCAAGUUCCACAACAAUAUUUUGGCUUUGUAAACCAAAAUAGUAUCCGAAUGGACAGGGAUUGUCAUUUGGAAAUGCAUCGUGGGAUCUAUGAUCUUCAUUUGGGGAAUGGAUGUGAUCAGAAGACACCAUUGUACAUAUUCAUGGUUGAUAUUACUGGCGCUUCCAAGGAUUGUGAUCUUUUUCCUGUGAGUUUUGACUUUUUUUUGAGGUUUUCAUUGAAAAUAAUUUAAAAAAUGGCUUGUUUUGGUGAUAGAAAACUGCUUAUUGUUUAAAAAAUUAAUUUUAAAAUUGAUCUGAUGUUUCUUUAUGGCAUAGUAUACGUCUUUUGUUUGUUAUCAGUAGUAAAAAGUGCAAAAAUGUACCAAGCCACCUAGGGGGAUCGAACCCCUGACCGUUGGAUUAAAAGUCCAACGCUCUACCGCUGAGCUAAGGAGGCCUUGUUCUUGCGUUUCUUGAAAUCACUUGUUGUUCAUAAAAGGCGCUAUGUGGAAGUUAAAAAUAUACUGUUUAUUAUUUUUUUACAAUAUUAUACUGUAAUUAUUAUUGUAAAAUACGGGAAAAGUUAUAAUAGAAUCUUUUUCUGUAAAAUAUAUAUAAAAAUUGAAAAAAAACGGACUUCCUAUGUUAUUUUAGACCAUUUUGUCCUCAUUACCAUCUCAUUUGAAGCUGAUUUCGAAUCCAGAUAACUGUCCACAGCCACGGGUAGCAUUGAUUUUGUUCGAUGAAUACCUACACUUUUUGGACAUGAGGUCAAGUCGGCCAACAUUGUGCUCGAUAGUUGACUUUGAUGACAUUUUUAUACCUUUUCUGGAUGGAAUCACUUCAACGCCUCAGGAAAUGAUCGAAUCUCUACAGAGGUGAGUAUUGAUCUAAGAAAAUCAUUUUAAAAACCUGUAGGCCAUAAGAAUUGAACUUUUUUAAAUAACGUGCUAAUUGGGUAUUUCAGGAUGAAACCACCGUUAGAAUCCAGAAUUCACCCUCCACCAGAUAGACCUUCGAUAUUAGGACCUGCCCUAGAGUUUGGUUUGAAAAUAUUUGAAGAAUCUGGUCGAUGUGGCAAGGUUUUACUGUUUUUAUCGAAACGACCUACCAAGAAUGUUCAGGGCAACAUAAUCGAACGGAAUCAGUAUGGUGCUGAGUCUGAGUGGGUUCAGAAUAAGGUAAACAAUCAUUUUUUGAAGAUUUUAAUUUACAAUUCUUGAUAUUUUAUGUAGUCAUUUUUAUUGAUUUUUUUAUUUUUAAUGUUUUUGAGGCAUUUUUUGGUAAUUUGGUCCUAAUUUUAAAGUUUUUAGUCCCAAUUAGAGCCAGUAACACAGUACUAUCCUUUGACUGCCAAAACCUUUUUGGAAAAGGGCGUGGGGAUCGAUUUGUUUAGUUGUUCACGAACAGAAAUCGACUUGGCUACAGUAGGACAACUUUCAACAGUAACCGGUGGCAAUAUUUAUUGGUACGAGGACUUUUUGGUAAGAUAAUAUUUAACUAUGCACUGUUUGGUUAUUUGUUAUAGUUUUUUAAAAAUACUUUGUACUAAACAUUGUAAGUUAUAUUCGAAAGAAUUAAUGGAUCUAAAAAUUAUUAUUAGGUUGUUCAAAUAAUUGUGUGCUCCCUCUUCAAAGCAAAUUUUUGAGGCUGGGGGCACAGAAUUAUUUGAAAAAUUUAAUAUAAAAUUUGUAGGCAGAAUACGACGGAAAAGCCUUACAAGAUGACAUACAGUUCGUUCUACGAAAGUCAUGUGGAUUCAACACGAUAUUGGAGUUCAGGACUCACAAAUGUACGGUCAACUUUUUAAGUUUUUUAUAUUCAAAAAAGAUAUUUUUGAAGUUUAAUAACUUUUUUAAUAACAUUUUUGAUCUAAAAACCUAAUCUUCAGCGAUGAAAAUCCUCGGAGUAUAUGGAGCCCAACCAGAAAAAUCUACGAAGAAGCUAUCACCAGAUGUCCAGUCAGAGACUGUAAGGUUAGCAUGCGUAAACCCGGACAGUACUCUGCAGUAUGACAUGGAUAUAGACCCGAAGACAAUAGAAUUACCAGAGCAAUUGGUAUUCCAAGCCACGAUUGAGUUUACAGAUGUAUUUGGGAACAGAUGGAAACGAGUCAUCAACUUGUGCAUAGGGACAACAACAGAUCUGGAGGAGGUGGUGGAUAACGUGGAUUGGUCUGUUUGGGUAGGCUUUUGGGGGAGAUUUGAAGUUUUUCAUGCCGUUCGAGAGAAAUAGAUGCAGGUAAUCUUAUGUUAGGUGUAGAAUAGUGUCCUAAAAACAACUCACUGUUAAAAUUUUUAGACCUCCCACUUUUUGAAGCUGACAGAUGUGCGAGUUCGAGAAGGUCAGUGGACAGUGGUGGAGACAAGAAAGGCAUUGAUGAGGGCGUUGGUGUUUAGUUUGUCAUCGAUCAGAAGAAGAUUUGGCUCGGAUAUAAAACAAACUUCAUUGUUCAUACCACCAACCUUCAGACCCUGCCCAUUGGUACAACAUGCGAUCGCCAACAACUUGCAACUCUUUCCAAGUAAGGGUUACUUGGGUUUUGGGUUGAUUUGUAUUCAUAAAAUAGGUUUUUUGAUCAGAAUUUGCUUCGAGAGGAAGCACAGAAUUAAUUGAACUACCUAAUAUUAAAAUUUAAUGUUUUGUGGAAUUGAAAAAAGUUUAAAAAACAAAAAGUAAUGACGGUUUAAAUUUAAAAUCAAAUUUUUCAGCGAAAACCCCAAAGCAAGAUGGCUACGCCUUCCACUACAUGAUACUGUCGAGGAUGACUCCAAAAGAGGUGGUUCGUUUCGUGCUCCCAAAAGUCUACCGAAUGGAUGUUGUGCAUCACCUAGAGGACAAUUUGGAUCCAUCUCAAAUCCGAAAGUAUUUGGUCAGACCAGCGAAUUACUAUCUAGAGGAAAGGAACCUGUAUUUCAUCGAGAAUGGCAUCAACGGCUAUUUGUGGAUCGGGACGAACGCUAGCGAGGAGAAGCAGGACAAGUACUUGGCUCUGAAGGACGAUGAGGAAUUGACUUCAAGGCAGACUGUGAGUUAUGAGGAGAUGAGGAGGUUAAGAUAUUUUCUUUGACAGGAGGCACACAAUUAUUUGAACAACCUAAUAUAAUACUUUUAAAUUUAAAAUUUUGUAAAAUUUAAAUGAAAUUUGUUUCAGUACAUGAUCCGUAAGAACGAAACCCAAGAAAACAAGUUUAUUCACGACGUACUGGAAUACCUGAACAAGGACCGACCCCGCAGACUGUCGGUCCAAGUGACACGAAGCUACUCAUCUACUGUCUACACUGCUGAAUCCCUACUGGUCGAAGACGAACACACACUCGAAGUCCGAAGUUACUCACGGUACUUACGCGAGAUUCACACCAAUAUCCAAAUGAUGACGAUGUGA